GGUGGUGGUGAUGGGGUUGCAUGUUUGGUACAGGUCAAUUGGGGAGCCCCUGGUGGAAGAAGCGGCCGCAGUUAGUGUGGUAAGCGAACUUCGCCAACAGGACCAGCUCCAUGUUCUCGGGACUUCUGCUGCCAGAGCGACUUUUCCUACUCCAAACCUUCAGCUCCAUGAUCCAACAUACCGGGUCCAUACUCGCUCCCCGACACGACCACGAUCAAACACUCUCCACUACUUUAAUUCGACCACUGACUGCUCCAGAGCAGCAUGUCGUCGUUGACCAUUCCGCCAUCUACUCCCCUCUACGACGAUGAGCCUCCCUCGCCUGAAGAAGGUCCGCCGUCGCCACGAAACAUUAUAGAGCCCGAUUCCGAUCUUUCCGAUAACGGCCACGAAACCGGUAGCUGUGAUACGAGCACGAAGAGUGUGCGAGAGAGCAUAUUCAACUUUAUAAAAGAGAAUGGACGGACCUAUCAUGCUUACCAAGCGGGCUCAUACUUAUUCCCGAACGAUCCACCCGAAUUAGAACGUCUAGACCUGCAGUUCGAGAUUCUAAAGGUUCUGUUCGGGGGCAGAAACCACUUUGCACCCCUCGAGAACCCACGCAAGAUCCUUGAUAUCGGCACAGGCACAGGGAAAUGGGCUGUACAGAUGGCCAAGAAGUUCCCCAACGCAGAAGUCACUGGAACUGACCUUUCGCCCAUCCAGCCUAUGUACUACCCAGCGAACUGCAAAUUCAUAAUAGACGACGCCGCCGAGCCAGACUGGAUGAUCCGUCCUUCCUCCCUCGACUACGUCCACACCCGCGUGCUCCUUGGCGCCUUCACUGACUUUCGUGAAAUCAUAAAAAAGGCCUACCACUCGCUGCGUCCUGGCGGCUAUCUCGAGUCCCAAGAAAUGUACAGCAUGCUCUUCUGUGAUGACGGCACCAUGCCGCCCAACUACCCGCUCCUCGUAUGGCAGCGUCGACAGGAUGGCGCCGCCAUGGACGCCGGUCGCCCUAUGCGCAUCGCAAAUAAGUUGAAGCGAUGGUACGAGCAAGCUGGAUUUGUAGAUGUUAAGGAGGAGAUGUUCAAAUUACCUAUCAACAGCUGGCCGAAGGAUCCGCAGUUCAAAAUGUUGGGACGGUUCAGUGAGCAGAAUCUGUUGGAUGGACUGCAGGGCUUCUCGUUAGCGUGGUUUUCACGCGUAUUACGUUGGACUAAGGACGAGAUUGAGGUCGAUUUGGUGAAUGUGCGUAAGGCGAUUAGUGAUCGCAGCGUGCACGCGUAUCUCAAAAUAUAUGUGGUAUGGGGACGAAAACCAUACCCAAAUGAAGUACCACGACAGAGCUGAUGUUAAAAUACUCGUGGACUCAUGACGAUGAGUAGAUCUCGAACGCAAUAUCUGAGAUUGGAUACAGCAGACCUUGGACUUACUAUCAUUCUACGACGAUCCCUGUUUCAAACAUGACGUAACGGCCU
This is a messenger RNA of Pseudovirgaria hyperparasitica, 1460 nucleotides long. RefSeq names its product S-adenosyl-L-methionine-dependent methyltransferase. The transcript is spliced from 7 exons. Gene Ontology annotation, molecular function: methyltransferase activity. The coding region runs from base 265 to 1332 and encodes 355 amino acids. The record is from RefSeq and is a predicted model, not a curated record. NCBI's taxonomy places the organism in Eukaryota, Fungi, Ascomycota, Dothideomycetes, Acrospermales, Acrospermaceae.